GCCGGGUAGGCGGAGAGAGGAGAAGCACGAGAGAUAGAGAUAGAGAGAGAGAGAGAGAGAGAGAGAAGAGAAUGAUUGCACUGUUCCACACACACUUGAAGCCCAGUCUCCCUAGGAGACACAGGAUAACAGAAUGACAGUGCAGCUGUGACGCUGGGAGCAUCGUGGCAGGCUAUGGUUAUAUGUAGAGACAGAAACAGAGUUGGAGAAAGGCAGGUAGAAGUCAGUUGACAGUUGGAGGAGGAGAGAGAGAACACACAAUAAGGAAAAUGAAAAAAUAGUGAAGAAAGAGUGAGUUAAAGCAGAGAUGCACGUAGGGGUGAAGAGGAUCUGUCAGAAGAGUUGAGCCGUGUAGCUCUCUCUCUCUCUCUCUCUCUCUCUCUCUCUCACACACACACACACACACACACACACACACACACACACACACACACACACGCACACACACACACACACACACACACACACACACACAUCAGGCACACUUCCGAAACAGGGACGCACAGGAGGAUGAAGAAACAUUCCGCUAGAGUGGCUCCUCUCAGCUCUUACAGCACACAGGUCCUCACCUGCCCCAUCUCUGAAGGAGAUGAAGGUUCGGACUCCCACAUCGAGACUCCGGCCAGUGAGAUGAGCGGCGAAGUCACCGCCUAUCAGACCUGUGUCAACGCAGCUCUGAAGGUCAUAGGCGGCCUGCUGGUGGUCCUGUGUGUGUCCUCGUCCUGGGUGGGCACCACUCAGGUGGUCCAGUGGACAUUUAAGUCCUUCUCUUGCCCUUUCUUCAUCUCCUGGUUUAGCACCAAUUGGAACAUCCUCUUCUUUCCUCUCUAUUACUCUGGCCAUGUGGCCAUCACAAGGGAAAAGCAGACGCCCAUUCAGAAAUUCAGGGAGUGCAGUCGAUUGUUUGGGGAAGAAGGAAUGACGCUGAGACUGUUUCUAAAGAGGACAGCACCUUUCUCCAUCUUAUGGACUCUGACUAACUAUCUGUAUGUGCUGGCGUUGAGGAAGCUUACAGCCACCGAUGUUUCAGCACUCUAUUGCUGCCACAAGGCAUUUGUCUUCCUCCUGUCCUGGAUCGUCCUCAAAGACCGCUUCAUGGGUGUGCGGAUUGUAGCUGCCAUUAUGGCCAUCACAGGUAUUGUCAUGAUGGCCUAUGCUGAUGGCUUCCAUGGAGACUCAAUCAUAGGUGUGGCUUUAGCCGUAGGCUCGGCCUCCACCUCAGCACUCUACAAGGUUCUAUUUAAGAUGUUCCUAGGCAGUGCCAACCUGGGAGAAGUCGCUCACUUCUUCUCCACCAUGGGCUUCUUCAACCUGAUCUUCAUCUCUUGUGUGCCCCUCAUCCUCUACUUCACCAGGGUGGAGCACUGGGGCUCGCUGUCCUCUUUGCCGUGGGGUUAUCUGUGCGGCGUGGCCGGCCUGUGGCUGGUAUUCAACAUCCUGGUAAAUGUAGGUGUGGUUCUCACCUACCCCAUCCUCAUAUCGAUCGGGACUUUACUCAGCGUUCCAGGGAAUGCAGCUAUUGAUGUGCUGAAGCACGAGGUGAUCUUUAGCGUGGUGCGUCUGGCCGCAACCUGCAUCAUCUGCGUGGGCUUCCUGUUGCUGCUGCUGCCUGAGGAGUGGGACACGGUCACGCUGCGCUUCCUUGCCACACUCGCUGACAAGAAGUCAGAGGAGCAUGGAGAGGAGCUCACAGAGUCCAGCAUCAACAUGCGCAGCCGUAGCAGAGCUAACGGUGCCGUCUCGAUUCCCUUGGCAUGACCUAUGACCUCUAGACUUUGGCCCUAGUGCUGAAGAGUGCUAGAGAUCCGCCAUGAGGCAGUGCCGGAGUCAUGGGUACUUUGGGUGGAUGAGUAGAGAUUCUUGAAGAAAGAAAGUAGAGAUAGAGGAGAACUGGGAUCAUAACAUGCUGUGACAAUAGCCGCAAUAUCAACUGUGUGGAAGGUGGGCGGAGCUGAAAAUCUGAGGAUCAUAGCAUCACUUGUCUCUCUUUUAAGUGAGAUGAGAGAGGAGCAUUUUACAGACUGUGCUGAGGGGGAAAAAUCUCCCUUUAUAAAAGAAAGAUUUAUUUACUGUAUUUGUUUUUCAUGCUGGGAUUUCACGUUCACGUUAUCGGGAGGACAUUUUCUUUAGGGAGAUGAACUCUCUUGAUUAAUGGAGUAAAUAGCCUUUUCUGUUUGCACGCCUUCAUCCCAGCUAUGCCUGCUGAACCCUCACAUGGACUGUAUUCUGUGAAUAUAGACUCAAUCAGAGCCAAUUUGGCUCACUGUAUUAAAAUGCAUGUGUCUGAGAGAGAAGCGUAUAUAAUACAAAUGUUAUUUACAUUGUAUCUGAUGGUAUUAUACUGUACAUAAGAAGGGGAAAUAUAUUAUCCUAUAUAUGAACAAGGCUCUUGUUUCUUCUUACACUGAAAUUAAAAGUGAAAACCUGCCUCC
This is a messenger RNA of Ictalurus punctatus (channel catfish), 2432 nucleotides long. RefSeq names its product solute carrier family 35 member F4 (gene slc35f4). Lineage: Eukaryota; Metazoa; Chordata; Actinopteri; Siluriformes; Ictaluridae. The transcript has 7 exons. Gene Ontology annotation, cellular component: membrane. Gene Ontology annotation, molecular function: transmembrane transporter activity. Bases 511 to 1758 code for a protein of 415 amino acids. The record is from RefSeq and is a predicted model, not a curated record. Gene Ontology annotation, biological process: transmembrane transport.